This is a messenger RNA of Guyanagaster necrorhizus, 222 nucleotides long. RefSeq lists its product as uncharacterized. The coding region runs from base 1 to 222 and encodes 73 amino acids. Gene Ontology annotation, molecular function: oxidoreductase activity, acting on the CH-OH group of donors, NAD or NADP as acceptor. The record is from RefSeq and is a predicted model, not a curated record. Lineage: Eukaryota; Fungi; Basidiomycota; Agaricomycetes; Agaricales; Physalacriaceae. Gene Ontology annotation, biological process: steroid biosynthetic process. The transcript has a single exon.
AUGACUGCCACUGUAUAUUUGGUCAUUGGUGGUGUUGGGUUUCUUGGAUCUCAUAUCAUAGCUGCUCUAAAAGAACAAGACAAUGCAAAAAUUGCUAUUUUUGAUUUUUAUCAGCCUUUCCCAAGUGAGAUGGUGGAAGAGGUGGAAUAUUUCACUGGAGACAUAACUGAUGAGAUAUACUUAACUGAAGUUUUGAACAAGAUAUGCAUUUUCUCUGUGUAG